GAAGAAAACGAAAAAGUUAGUAUAACAGUAACUCUCGAGAGUAACAAGUCGUGAGUGGUCCAGUCAUAUAACUACAUUUAUCUCUAUUUAUUUAUAUAAAAAAAAAACAAACAGUGAAUUUGGAUUAAAUUGAUUACCAUCAUUUAAUAAAAAUUGAUAUUUGAUUUUUUAAUUUAAAAAAAUGCCGACUGUUAGGGAGAGCUCACAUGAGAGUAAAAAAUAUAUGACUCAUAGUGGUGCUAUAUCUGGACACUCAACAAACAACCUCGAGAAUAACUUAGAUGCACUUUUGGAAGAUCUCCAAACAAGUGUUUCAAGAAGUGCAACACCAAGUGGAAGACGACCAGUAUCACCCCAUGUUGAUUUUAAAACAGUAACAAAUAAAUCAUUUGCUGAAACAAGAUCUGGUUCACCAAUUCGUACAACAACAACUGAAAAAUAUGUAAGCACAACACCAGCUGGUAUUGGAAGUGGCAUAUCUGGUCUUGAAGCACUUGAUGCUGAAUUACGAAAUAUACAGCCAGGACAGGCUAAAACAGUUGCAUAUAAACAAGUGUCUUAUCAAUUCAACAAAACAAAAGAUGGCCAAAAAAUUGAUUCGUUUGGGUCAACUGACAACUCAUUAUCAAGCACUACAAAAUCUAUUGAUGGUGUUCAUGAGACAGCAUAUGAUGAGACAUACAGACGACCUAGAAGUCCAGAAAGAUCAACAACAUCGAAAACAGUUAACAGAGAACUCGUAUAUGGUGAUACAUCAUCUCGUUUAAUACCAUCAUCAUCAUCAUCAUCUGGAACUAAUACUCGUGAUGUAAAAAUAAUUCGUGAAACAUAUCAGCCAGAAUCAUCAAAAACAAUGUCAUCAUUGUACCAAAAUCAUGAGAGAAUUGAUGAACGUGGUAUUAAUUGUAUUCCUGAACAUUUAACACCAGGUCCAAAUACAAAAGUAACAAAGACAGUAAAAACAUAUACAUAUGAAUUACCAGGAACACCAGAUGUUUAUCGUCGUCACAAUAACACUGAACAAAGUGUUACAUAUAAAAUUGACAAAAAUAUCGAACGAUCGAAAAGUCCAAUGACAUAUACAUCUCAACAGCCAGAUGUUAAAUCAACAAUAUUACACAAAGAAGCAAAAUAUUAUCAUGAAGAUAUGCAUGAUUCAUCAACAUAUGGAAAACCAAAAUUAUUAACGACAUAUCCAUCAGCAUCAUCACCAACAAAUUAUGAAACAAUUAAAACUAAAAAAGAAAAUUAUUAUAUACGUGAUGAAAGAUAUGAAAAUGGUUAUAUACCAGUUGAUAGAGUUGAUUAUCCACAUACUGAAACAACAACAACAACUGUUAUUGAUAGAGUUGAAGAAUUUAUACCUGAUAAAUCAUCAACACCAAAUGGUGGUCAUAGUUAUUAUACAACAACAGUUGCAACACCACAAACUCGUACAACAUCACAAGGUUUAAAUUCAAGUGUUUAUAAAUAUUCAAAAGAAACACAUAGUGAUCGUGAAAUAUUACUACCAAAACCAUUUCCAACUGGUACACAAAUGUAUCCAGUUAAUCGAAAUAAUAAUAAUGAUCAAAGUUCACCAAAAAGAAUUGAUGAUCUUAUGGCUUCUUUUUCUGAUUCUGAGCGAGAAGUAUUGGUUGACGUGAGAAGAGAGGAAAAAAUGCAACAAAAUGAAAGACACAAAGAUAAUGGAUAUGGUAAAAAAGAAGUAGAUUUUGUACCACAUACACCAGCACAAGUAAAUAGUAAAAAUAUAUCUGGACCACCAGUUUAUUAUCCACCUGGAUCUGGUGAAUUUAAAAUGAAAGAAGAAAGAUCUAUGAUUCAAGGAGGUGGUGAAUGGGCCAAGGCACGAGGUGCUUAUGAAUACGAGGCAUCAAGUAAAAGUAAAAAAAGUGAAAAAAGUGGUAAAGCUGUUGUUCCAGUUUGUUUACCACUGUGUUGUGCUCUUCCUUGCGUUAUUAUGUAAUUUUUUUAAAUUUAUUAUUUGAAUUAAUUAAUUGUGUUUUUUUUUUUUUUUAAACCUUUUUUUUUUUUGACUGACAUUUAAUAUAUUCACUAUACUGCUAAUAUUGUAAAAAAAAAAAAUAUUUGAUUGAUGAAAAAAAAAAGAAAAGCUUAAUUCAAUAAUAAUGAUUAAUUGUUAGAAAAAAAAAUUUGUAUUAAUAAUAUAAUAAUUGUCUUUUGUGUUUUACAUUUUUUAAUAAUCUAAAUGUCGAGAAAAAAAAUAUAUAUUUUCUGUAUAAGAUAUUAUAUUGCGUGUUUUUGCUUGUAUUACAAUUAUUUAAAUAUGAAAUACUGUCAAACACAACUCUGAAAAAAAUAUGAUAAGAUAAUGAUAACGUAAGAGAUUUUAUAAUCGUUAAAAUUAACAUGUUUUAUAUUUUAAUUUAUUUUUUAUUCCACGAUGAUAACGAAUUAAAAUGGUAAGUAGUCUUGAAUUAAACAAAUAACAAAUAGAUCUUGAUGGAACAAUUUUAAUAGCUUAAAUUUAAAAUUAAAAACAGAUUAUAAAUUUUUUUUAAAUCUUCAUUAUACAGAAUAUUAUUGUAGAAUUCAAUUAUUGUAGAAUUCAAUAAGAAGCAAUUAUGAAUU
Aphidius gifuensis is the source of this 2595-nucleotide messenger RNA. Its product is annotated as mucin-5AC-like. The coding region runs from base 182 to 1969 and encodes 595 amino acids. The transcript is spliced from 10 exons. NCBI's taxonomy places the organism in Eukaryota, Metazoa, Arthropoda, Insecta, Hymenoptera, Braconidae. The record is from RefSeq and is a predicted model, not a curated record.